UUCCGUACCCGACAACUUAAGUGAGUGAAUGCCAGCCAUCCAUUGUAGAUCAAUGGUUAAAAAGGCGGAGGAAGUUAGAACUUCAUGCAGGUAGAGCAUGGAAAGCUUUCGCGGGAGCAUGCUCUUUGCUCAUAGAUACUCGUACCGUACGUAGGAUCAGGUCGUCAGUAAGUGUGUCGUCAUCACCGUGGAUUUGUCAACACCAGUCUUUCUUCUACCUUGGGUUAGGGUUAGGGUUAGGGUUUGGAUGGAACUGCACCAGGCAUGGAGACUUAGCCUCAGGGCAGAUCUGUUUCCAGUAGUGCGGGUAGGCGGAUCUAAAGAGGGCGAGCUUGAGCUUAUAUUCAACGCAUCGAUUUCAUGACCACCAAAAGUUCUUAGAUAUGUUUUGCAGAAGAAAUAGGAAGAGAUGGCUGCACAUAGGAUUGCUCAUGUUGCGUACACUGGACCAAGUAUUAUUAAGGAGAUCUUCUAUGGCAUGACGCUGGGCCUGUUGGCUGGGGGCGUUUGGAAGACUCACCACUGGAACGAGCAGAGGAAAACCAAGGCUUUCUAUGACUUACUUGAGAAGGGUGAGAUCAGUGUCGUUGCAGAAGAGUAGCCUCUCUCUCUCUCUCUCACAAAAUUCUUCCCUUCCAUUAUUUUUCUACUCUCAAUUGCUUCCAAUUUUUAUCCAAGGAAUUGGGUGUUUGAGUAUAUGGGUCAGGUACAAUAAAAUAACUGCCAAAACCCGUAUGCUCUUAUUUAUUCGGAUUGUAACGAUGUGUUAGCCUUAGAGUAAGGGCUGAGCCAAUCUUGGCAAAUAAACAGAGGCUUUCCUUUUUAGCAUCAAGCUUUCACUUUCUAUGGAAGAUACGUGGUUGUUUGGUACC
Amborella trichopoda is the source of this 872-nucleotide messenger RNA. The record is from RefSeq and is a predicted model, not a curated record. Lineage: Eukaryota; Viridiplantae; Streptophyta; Magnoliopsida; Amborellales; Amborellaceae.